AGCAGCGCCGACGAGGCGAAGCACCAUGUAUGAACCGAGUAGAAGAUGGUAAAGACAGGACAGACUGGUCUUACAGCAAGUAGUGUAGUUAAAAAGUAUUUACAUAAUAUGACGUAUUGUUGAUAAAAAUGUUGAUGACGCCAAUAUUUUGAUUGGGUGAAUGUGAUUUUGUGUUUCUGUAAAAUUAAGCAUGAAAACCUUUUCCCAAGUAUUUUUCCUGGCUUCAUUCUUUGCACCUCUCUGGUCCAAGUACAACGAAUGUGGAAAUGAACUGGAAAAAUGCAUCUGCGGAAAGCAAUAUAUGGAACGGGAAACAAAAUUUGUCGUCAACUGUACCAACACUCACUUCACUAAUACUGAUGUGCUUUUAGCUCUGCCAGAAAACACCAAUUAUCUUAUAUUUACUGGUAAUUAUUUAAAUGUUUUACCGGUGAACAUCUUUGGUGAAGACGCGGAUCUUAGUGAAUUAGAAGUAAUUGAUAUGUCAAACAAUGCAAUUAGGGAAAUAAAAGGUAAAACUUUUCAUCACGUGAAUAAAGUACGACGGCUCAUACUAAAUCAUAAUAACAUAUCAAUCGCAGAGGAAUACGAUAAAAAUUUCCAUCAUCCUAGGGUGUUUUCCAACUUUGAAAACCUUCAAGAGCUGCAUUUGACGAAUGCCUUUGCAGAUAAUACGGAUGCCGAAUUAGCUGAUGACUUACAUGAUAUAUUUGUUAAUUCUAAUCUGACUAAGUUGUAUAAAUUACAUCUGGAACAGAAUGAAAUCAAAAACUGGAGGGACGACAGAGUUUUCUGUGAUCUACCGAACUUACACGAUCUUUACCUUGGCGAUAAUAAUAUUCCCAGUCUUAAUUUCAACAUUCUGUGUCUUAAGAAGCUUCGCUUUUUAGACUUGGAACAUAAUAAUAUUACGAAAUUUAGUGAGAGAGACUUAGAUACCUUUGAUCAGUUGGCAAAUGAUAAAUCUCGUACUGAUACAUUCACGUUGGAAAUUGGUAGUAAUCCAUUAAAAUGCGAUUCAGCAUCAACAAAUUUGUACAAUUGGCUUCAAAAGACAAACGUACGCGUUCGAAAUAAGGAUGUAUUACAAUGUGUCGGUGCAAAAUUUGGUAACCCAUAUAAAGUUAACUUAAAAAAAUUAGCUGAGAGUAAGCACGCCAAAAUAUCCAAAGCUUUAGCAGUCUUACUAAUUGUUUUAACGUGUGUCUUAAUAUCUUUGGCGGCAGCGUAUGUAUAUCUUAAAAAGGAUAACUUUAAAACAAAACUUUCUCCUAUGUUUGAGGCUAUUACACGAAAGGUGCAUUAUACUACAAUUGAAUCUCAGGAUGUUUAGGAAGUAACGAAUCUAUAAAGGUAAUAAAACUGGCAAGUUUAAAAGGCAUUACGGUAUAUAUUGACUAAAUAUAUUAAAUUUGUGAUUUGCACAUUGUAUGAAUAUAUCCUGUAUUUCGUACUGUUAUAAUGCAUUAGAGGUUCAACUCACUUUCACAAAGACAAUACAGGGUACCUAAAUUGAAGAGAAGAUAAACUUAAUAUAAUUAUUAUAACUUCAGCAUAAUCUAGAAAAAAAUGUAUUGUGGAAAAUAAACAAGCCUUGUUUCAUCCCUGUGCUGGUGUAUGUCAAGGCCGUAGCUUUGUAUAGGAAGUCUACAGUAAUAAUUGCCACUAUAAAGAAUGAUAUAGGACCGUAGUGGAAUAUUUGUUUGAUGUAAUUUCUUGAAAGGUUUUAUUACUUAUUAUUUUUGUGUACCUAAUUUCUUAGUGUUAGCUAAGUAAGUGUCAGAUAUGACUUACAGAUAACCAACACAUUUUAAGCAUGCUUUUACUGAAAGCUUUACCUAUACUUAUAGAUAAUAAAGUUUUUUUAACAAGGAGAUUCACCCGUAAGGCCCUAUUGCGCUAAGCUUACCUUAUAAAUUGAAUAAAUGUAUAAGGUAUAGCAGAUACAAUUUAAAUGAACUGUUAAUGUUAAUUUAAAUUACUGUUAUACAUUUUUGAAUAUAAUUCUAUAUAUUAGCUAUUGUUAUUCUUACAAGAAUUAAAACUUGAUAUUUUGAAAUUUGAAAAGGCAUACAAAAUUUUUAUAUGGGUGAUUACACCUAUAACUGUAUAUUAUAUACAUAUAUGAAAAUCUCUUAUUACUAAUUGUAUAGAACGGCUCAUGUUCUCAAAUUUGUUUCACCAAUUCGACCCAUCAGUAUGUGUAAGCGUUCAGAGGUUUUUUAAUGGUAAUUAGUUUUAUACAGUUCGCAUCAUAAACUUAAUAAUCCGUUGUAACAAUAAUGCCAUACCUUACAGUUUAUUAAGCCUAAAAAUAAAUAUUGCGUAAAAAGAAUUUUCUGAUGAUGCCCAUGGAGACUGAAACUUAAAAAAGAAAAGUUAUUCGUAUACUUAUUUUAUAAAUAAAAUUUGUGAUAUGUGGUGCCUUAAAUUAAAACUAUAAACAAAUAAAAUAUGCGGAAUCAUUCGCGUCUUAGUAUAUUUCCAGUACUAUUACACCAUUUGUUCCUACCCCAAAAGGAGGUAAUUUGUAUUGUAUAAUCAAUCUGUGGUGUAUAUAUUUAUAGAUCGUAAACAGGAAAACCAUAUAAUUCUGUAACUAAAUUCAUUUUUAUUUUGUCGUCAAAUCACUUUUUAUUAAUAUACAUAUUGGAUUUAAAGUAAAUACAUAUAAAAAAUACGAUGUAUAAUGUGAAAAGCCCCGUAUAUUUUAAUUUACAUGUUAAUAAUAUAUGGCAUUUUAAGUGAGUAAUACAUAUUAAGUUAACGA
Anthonomus grandis grandis is the source of this 2770-nucleotide messenger RNA. Its product is annotated as trophoblast glycoprotein. NCBI's taxonomy places the organism in Eukaryota, Metazoa, Arthropoda, Insecta, Coleoptera, Curculionidae. Gene Ontology annotation, cellular component: membrane. The record is from RefSeq and is a predicted model, not a curated record. Bases 191 to 1333 code for a protein of 380 amino acids. The transcript is spliced from 2 exons. Gene Ontology annotation, molecular function: protein binding.